GGAAGGGUGGGAUGGUUCGAGCGCUGAGAGCUGGAGCCUCCCUGCAAGCAGCCCUGGUGCAUUCCCUGGUCCCAGCACCGCGCCCUCGUAGCGGCGCUCGGAGCCGAGCCAGGAAAAUCCCGGGGAGCUGCGGGAGCCUCCGGCUACCCCUGGCAACUCUGUUGUGCCGCUGCCACCACCUCGGCUGUCCCGGCCCCUGGGCGAAGAGGAGGCGCCGGCCGAGAUGGACUCGGAGCUGGAGAAGCGGUUGCGAGCGACUUUCCGGGACAAGCUGCGGCUGCUCCCAGCCGAGCUGCUCGCAGCCCGGGGCAGCCCGGGGGCCGCGCGGGACCCCGCCACGCUGCUGCCAUCAUCCACCCGUGUGCUGCUCAAGAGGCGGCAGCUGGCGGAGCUGGAGCGGGAGCUGCAGAGCCGGCGGCAGGAGUUCCAGCAGCGGAUGCAGCGCCUGGCGCAGCGCCGGCAGCAGCUGGCCCGGAGGCAAGAGCAGCACCGCGAUGCCGUGCUCAGCUUUGACUCGUUCCUUAAGGCGGUGGCCGCCAGGCGGGAGCGGGCGCUGCGCCGGGCGGACUCGCAGCGGGCGGCGGAGCGGGCUGAGGCUGCCCGGCUGCAGCGGGAGCUGGAGCAGCUGCUGCGGCGCAGGGAGCGCCUGGCCCGUCGCCUGCGGAGCCUCCGGCCCUUCGGGGACUACCUGCGGCGCGUGCUGGCCAUCACGGGGCAGUUCCAGGACGUGCCGGCCAUGCUGGAGCAUUUCGGGGUGCUGGCGGGGGUGCGGGCAGCGCUGGCACGGGAGGCAGAAGCCGGGCAGGAGCUGCUGGCCCAGGGCAGGGCACAGCUCGAGCGGUACCGGCAGGAGAGCAGCACCCAGCUCCUGGACACCAGGAAGGAGCUGGCCCGGCUGCACACACGGCUGGAGGCUGCUCGCCACGAUGUGCUGCAGUGGGAGUCACGCUGGGCCCACAUCCAGAGCACAGCCACCCAGAAGAGCCUGCUGCUGGGGCAGAUCAAGCUGGCUGUGCUGAACCUCUUCCAGCAAACCACUGCACAGCUUAGGAUUCCCAUGGACAGAGCCCAGGAGGACACGAAGGCCCAGCUGGACAUGGUGCUGCGCUGCAUGCAGGACCUGGCUGACAUCCGUGCCAUGGGCACAUACCCACAGAACCACACGAGUGCCAGGCUGCUUCAGGGCCAGGAAUAGACCCUGGGGACACCUGCCUGCUCCUGGGGCUGGGGAGAGGCUGCCAGGGCCAGCAUGGAGCCACAGGACCCCUGGGGAAGGAGAUAAUUCCCUGCAAGUCUGGAAACCCCAUGCUGAGAGGCAACAUGGAUGGCAGUGCCACAGGCACACUGGCGUGGCACCACACCCAGGCAGGGCCAGGGCACUUCUGAGGUUCCCUCCUGCACAAACCACCCCAGGCAGGAGGAGAAGGAGGAGGGAGCUGCUGUUAGCAUCCCUGAAG
Oenanthe melanoleuca is the source of this 1457-nucleotide messenger RNA. It is a transcript of the gene CFAP73, whose product is annotated as cilia and flagella associated protein 73. The coding region runs from base 224 to 1195 and encodes 323 amino acids. NCBI's taxonomy places the organism in Eukaryota, Metazoa, Chordata, Aves, Passeriformes, Muscicapidae. The transcript is spliced from 7 exons. The record is from RefSeq and is a predicted model, not a curated record. Gene Ontology annotation, biological process: spermatid development.